AUCAGUAUCAGUUUAGUUUCGGCAGCCUCUUCAUCUGCUACCAUUUGGGGAUCGAUAUCACACCAGUGUUAGUAGCCGCUGUUCUGCUUACGAUUUAAAAAUGAUGGCAGAGAUGAUCAAUCCGACAAAAAUCUCGUUGUCGAGCUCAAUGAUCACGCCUGUUCUUAGCAGUGCGGUGAUCAGCAUCAUCAUCGCAAUGGUGUUCCGCGGUCUACGACGUCGCCUUCUUCUCCCUCCUGGCCCAUGGUUCUUCCAGAUCAGGAUGGCAUACUACAUGUUGACGAUGACAUUCCCGUCGCGAGUGGAGAACAUCUUCGAGAAGCUGGCGAUGAAGUACGGGAAGAUGUUUAGUUUUAGUUUCGGAUCCGACAUCAAUGUCAUCAUCAGUGAUCCCGAGAUCAUCCGGGAAGCCUUCGUCAGGAAUAGAGCAGUUUGCAGUGAUCGUCAGGUUAUGGCAGCGUACAAGAUGAUAUAUGGAGGAGAUUACAAUCAUCGUAUCUUACUUGCAAAUGGCCCUCUUUGGAAAACAGCCAGACGGGUGGUAUCUCCUUGCCUCAGGAACAUCGGCACAUGGGGCCAACAGAUGGAGUCAAUCAUCAUUCAUGAAGCAGACUCCUUGUUGGGCAAGCUUGGUGAGCAAACCUCAAAGUCAUUCGAUCCUCGUCAUCACAUCAACAGAGCCGUAGCCAACAUCAUCCAGACCAUGGUGCACGGCUACAGUCUCGAUCUCGACGACCCAAAACUUCAGCAGAUGAUAGAUUCCUUCCAGGUAACCACGUCGCAUCCAGUCGUCGGCCGGAACUCCUUACGGUAUUUCCCAUUCUUCUAUUACAUGCCAAGGUUACGCCCUCUACGGCAGGCUAUGCAGUUCUUGAAGACCACGCUAUCAACAGCCGUAUAUUCACAGGCGAUUGCGUACGACCAUAACAACAUCAACACAAUUGUAAAGCGUAUUAUGCAGGCUGCAGAACAGGAUGAGAGUACGGGAGAGGACAGGUUGAAGACCAGAGAGGUUUGGAGAUUGGUCUUUGAUCUCAUGCUUGCGGGGACAGACACCACAGCAAAUACUCUUCAGUGGGCUGUUCUUAUCAUGGCGCACUACCCAGAGAUUCAAAAGAAGGUUCAUGAAGAGAUCGACCGCGUUUUGGAUGAAAGGAGACCACGUUUGCAAGACAAGAAAUCAAUGCCUUACAUCCAAGCAACUAUCAUGGAAAUAUUACGCAUCCGUCCAGUUGUACCACUGGCCAUACCACACGUUACAUCAGAAGAGAUUGUAUUGAGAGGGUGCACCAUCCCUAAGGGUGCCAUUCUAACGCCGAACAUCUGGUCAUGUCAUCACAGUGCCGAGUUUUGGGAUAACCCGGAAGUGUUUAACCCUGAUAGGUUCCUGAGAAAUGACAUGAAGUCACUUGUUGAUGAGCCUCUUGCGUACAUGCCAUUUAGCUGCGGCUCUCGGAAAUGUCUUGGAGAUCAACUGGCAAAAAACGAACUGUUCCUCAUCUUCGCCAAGAUCAUGCAGAAAUUCAACAUCGACUUUGAGCCCGGAGAUCGUCCAGAAUCGCUCGAUGAGGGGUUCGACAAAGGAGUGAUAUUACGACCGAAUGCCAUGAAAGUUCGAUUACUGUCUCGUGCUAUUUACCGGCAUGAAGAAUGAAAAUUGUUGAAAACAGAAUAAAAUUUGUCAGUAUGUUCAAGGAAUAUAGGGCCCCUUUAUUUCUAUCUCACCAAAGAAUUAUUUUUAAAAGUUAAUAAAUUCAAUUUCAAAUAAACUAGAAACAAUAAAUUUGAUUAUGCCGAUGUAGGCCUUCAUAGCAUGUCGCUGUCUUUAAACCAUAAAAUGCCUAAUAUAUCCUUCUUGGACGCGUGUAUUGCAUUUUAUGCCUGUAAUAAAACAGAAAUCGAUAUUCAAGAUUUUGUCUAAGAAUAAUUGCUGAUCAUUUUUUUCCCAGUGGCGAAGCAAAUUUAAUAUUAAUUUCAUUUCUCAUCAAAUUUGUCUAAAUUUCAGUAUCUCGAGUAUCCACUAUUUAAUUCUUUUUUUCUGUUCUGUUUUUUCCUCCAAUCAAAUGUAUAAUUUCCCAAAAGGAAUUUAAAGAUAAUAAUCAAAUUUUGGUUUCUGUGGAUCAAUACCAAUUCCUACGUACUUUCUUCACUCGGUUUCGUUUCGGGAAAACGGCUCAAAUUCUCAGAAAUAACUCUCUCCAAUUAACGUUUGCUUAUUAUUUUAACUUAUUUUAUAUCGUCAUUAAUUCUAGACCCUGUAAAAAAAAUUGUGAUAUCUCUGCUCUUCUAUCAAACAUAAUCAACUGUGAUUCGAAGGGUAAAUUGCCAAUUCGUCCACUGCUAACUCGCCCACUCACCAAAUGGUCUACCUUCAUUUAGUCUAAUGACAUCCGUCCGUCCAUCAACAUUUCGUCUAACAACCAUUUAGUCCAAUAAACAUUUGGUCCAAUCAUCACUUCGUCUAAUCACCAGAUCGUCUAUUACCAUUUCGUCUAAUAGCCAGUUGGUCUAAUACCCAUUUUCUUUUCAUUCAUUUUGCACAGUUAACACUUUAGUUAGACCACAUGGUAUAUGGGCUAAAUGGCUAUUGGACCAACUGGUUAUUAGACGGAAUGGCAUUAGACUAAAUGAAAAUAGACCCUGUGGUGAGUGGACGAACUGAUGGUAGAUCAAAUGAAAGUAGACGAGUUGGCAAUUGGACGAAUUGGAUAUAAACCAUUCGGAGUACAUAACAAACCGUGUAGAAAAGGCUGCAAUCGAUUGUAAGUGUUCCGUUUUUGUUUUUUUGUUGUUGCUGAUUUUACUUUUACAGGGACCCAAAGUGGUACAUUUUUUCCUUUAUAUGUAUAUGAAAUGUCUUUUUGUAUAUUUUCUUGAAAAAGUGUUUUACCAUUAUUAUAUUAUCAUCGCAUCGUAUUAAUAACUACUAUAACUUUUAUAUCAUAAUCACCAUCAUCCUCAUCAUCGAUAUAAUAUAAUUAUCAUAUCUUUCAUGAUCAUGAUUGUUUUUUAUUACAUUAUUAUCAGGAUUUAUCUCUAUCGAUUACUAUCAUAUUCAACAUUUUACUUUAUUUCCUCAUGCACUUCAUGCAAGAGGAUAAUUUGAAUAUAAAUACCGAUCUUCAUCAGAAAUUAGUCAAUGCCGAUUUCAGUUCUUAACAUUUUGCUAUUAAUGUUUUUCAUGGCCCUGGGAAGCGGGGGUGCUGGGGAUGCUGAAGCACCCCCAAGAUUUGUCGGGGGGGGGGGGCGAUGCUGCUUUUUCUGACCAAAAUCCGACCAUUGUAUUUUUUUCAUUCCAAACCAGCACCCCCUAUUAACAAAGUCCGUUCCCAGGGGUCUGAUGUUUUAGAGUUAUCUUAGAUGUAACUACUGUAUUUUGAGAUCUUGUGUCCUGAAUUGUCUGAACAAAGUACUCAACUAUAUUUUAUGUAUCCUCAUCAUAAUUUGAUUUUUUUUCCUGUAAGUAUCGAAAGAAUGAAGAAUACUUGUGAACGCUUCAUUAUAUAUUGAUAUUACUUGACACAACGCACCUUUAACAUAUAGCUUUUUAAAAAAUUAAUAAAAGCGAAAAGUAAUUUCUUUAUCAAAAUGUUCACAGUGCAUCUAUUUGAAAUUUUCAAACAAAGUAAAUUGAAGUUAGAUCCAUUUUGGUGUCAUGAAUAAUAUUUUAUUCACACAUAAGUAACAAUCAAAUAUAAAUCCAAGCACAUUAUACCACACAUUUAAAAUACAUCGAAACAAAUAAAUUCGAUCCGCGUGCUCGUGAUGUGAAUGGACAGGCUAUAUAGAGCAGCAAAUAAAAAUAAUCUACAACCUUUUUUCGAGAUUUACAUUGGUUAAGAAGCGACAGCGCAAUAUUAAUAUAUAACUGUAUCAACUAUGAUAACGCUUUAGUUGCCCGUAUCCCACUGAUUUUGAUUUUAUCAAAGAAAACAGGCAAAUAUUUUCUCCCAGGCCUGUCCAUUCUAGAAAGAGAUCUCUCCGAGCGAUGGAAGAUAUUAUGCCCCUCUUAAACAUCUUUGGUAGAUUCACAUGCAAGAACGGUGAUGUGCUAUAUUUUAACAUUUUAAAUAUAAUUUGAAUAAAACGACACAGGGCAGACGCACUUAUAUGCAUGGAUCCACUUUCUGGGUUAUGUUAAAGCACCAUUAAAGCAGCAGAAUAUCGUUUUCAAAAUGACACAAUUUUCGAUAUAUACGUUUCACAUUAAAAAAUAUAUAAAAAAAGGGCAAUGGCCUUCGCAUUUUGU
This is a messenger RNA of Lytechinus pictus (painted urchin), 4249 nucleotides long. RefSeq names its product cytochrome P450 2U1-like. Bases 101 to 1654 code for a protein of 517 amino acids. Gene Ontology annotation, cellular component: intracellular membrane-bounded organelle; cytoplasm. Lineage: Eukaryota; Metazoa; Echinodermata; Echinoidea; Temnopleuroida; Toxopneustidae. The transcript has 5 exons. The record is from RefSeq and is a predicted model, not a curated record. Gene Ontology annotation, biological process: xenobiotic metabolic process. Gene Ontology annotation, molecular function: steroid hydroxylase activity; iron ion binding; heme binding.